UUUAAAUAAGCGAUAGAUUAUUACAUUUAAAUUACGCGGAUAUCGAUCUUGUACAAUCGAUUCCUUUCGUCCAAUCACAAGCUACCUCUAUGAGUAUCGAUAUUUGCACCUUAACCUCACAAAUAUUGCGCUGGACAGGAACAACGAGCUGUAGGCUAUCACAUAUUUCUUUCCUUUUAAUAUGGAUGGUGAAAAAGCGACGAAGAUAGCAAAACUAGAAACCGAGAAAUACAUAAAAGAAGGAGAAGCUGAAUUAUUGGUAAUUUCUAAGAAUGUAUUUUAUAAUCCAGUACAAGAGUUCAAUAGAGAUCUCAGUAUAGCUGUAUUGUCACUUUUCGCUGAAGAUCUGCGAGAAUUAAACGAAGAGAUAAAUGUUAAAUGUGAUGGAGUGAAAAAUUCAAAUGAUGGAUCAUGUUUUAAGAAAGAUGGUAUUACUAUAUUAGAAGCAUUAUCAGCGACUGGUUUGCGUAGCAUUAGAUAUGCCAAAGAAAUAAAAGGUAUCAAAGAAAUAAUAGCUAAUGAUCUUUCAAAAGAAGCUCUUAAAGCGAUGAAAGAAAACAUUCGACAUAAUGGAGUGGAACAUAUAGUAAAACCAAGUCAAGAGGAUGCUAUCCUGGUCAUGUACCAAAAUAAAAGAAAAGGUUUCCAUGCCGUUGAUUUAGAUCCUUAUGGUUGUCCUUCGACCUUUUUAGAUGCUGCAGUACAAUGCGUAAUAAAUGGUGGAAUACUUUUAGUUACGGCAACGGAUAUGGCUGUGUUAGCUGGUAACACACCAGAAACUUGUUAUGUCAAAUAUGGCGCUAUCUCUCUUAAAACUAAAGCCUGUCACGAAAUGGCAUUAAGAAUUUUGUUACAACAGAUUGCAUCUCAUGCAGGACGUCAUGGUCGUUAUAUAGUACCACUGUUAUCGGUCAGCGCAGAUUUUUAUAUAAGAGUAUUUGUCAAAGUUAUCGGAAGCCAAUUAAAAUGUAAAGAUAAUGCUAGUAAAACAGGACUAGUAUAUCAAUGUAUUAGUUGUGAAAGUCUUACUAUUCAACCUAUAAUGAAAGUAAACUCUAAUAAAUUUUCUAGGUCUCAUUUAAUUUCUGAUAAAAAUUGUAAAUUUUGCAAAGGCGAACAUUACGUUGCUGGUCCUAUUUGGAUAGCAUCCUUGCACGACCAAACAUUUGUUUCGCGAUUAUUGCAUAAUAUAGAUAAUAUGAAAUUGACAACGAGAAAACGAAUAAAAGGGGUAUUAACUAUGAUAAACGAAGAAUUAGAUAUACCUUUGUAUUAUACCCUUGACCGCAUAAUGUCUCUGGUCAAAUGCAUCACACCGCCUAUGAUAUUAUUCAGAUCUGCAUUAUUAAAUGCCGGAUACAAAGUAUCAUAUUCACAUGCAAAUAAAUUCUCUAUUAAAACUGAUGCUCCCACUGAUGUCAUAUGGGAUAUUGUACGUGCAUGGGAAAAACUUCAUCCGGCUAAAAGGCCAAAGGAAAACGUGCCAAAUAAACAUCAAGCAUUAAAUAUUUUGGAUUCUCCAAUGAAACUAAAUAUAUCAUUCGAGUUACAUCCAGAAGCUAAUCCAUUUUCUCGACGAACUGGGCUAUUAAGGUUUCCAGAAAAUCCAGUCGAAAAUUGGGGUCCUCUUACGCGUGCUAAAAUGAAUAACAAUUAAAUGAAAAUGGUUUUUUUUUUUUUUAAGCAAGA
Polistes dominula (European paper wasp) is the source of this 1689-nucleotide messenger RNA. Its product is annotated as tRNA methyltransferase 1. Gene Ontology annotation, biological process: tRNA N2-guanine methylation. Lineage: Eukaryota; Metazoa; Arthropoda; Insecta; Hymenoptera; Vespidae. The record is from RefSeq and is a predicted model, not a curated record. Gene Ontology annotation, cellular component: nucleus. Gene Ontology annotation, molecular function: RNA binding; tRNA (guanine) methyltransferase activity.